AUGAAUCCUGACAUCGAGGUUAUUCAGUUGUUGAGGGAGAAUAAGGUAAGGGAAUGUGUUCGGCCGCAUCUCGAGACACUGAAGGAGAUGGAGGAAUUGGAUCCUGAUGCUCUCCGUAUUGAUGCUAAAACUCCACCCGGCAUUGUGAUGUCCGAAAGGCUCGAGACCUCUGCUGUGGACUCUCCUGACUCCGAGGAGCACUCUGAUCAUGUAAGAUCUCUACCUCCUCCACACUGA
Cooperia oncophora is the source of this 237-nucleotide messenger RNA. The record is from the annotation of a GenBank genome assembly. Lineage: Eukaryota; Metazoa; Nematoda; Chromadorea; Rhabditida; Trichostrongylidae.